AUGGCCGAGAUUCGAAUCCAAUGGAGGAGAGGUUGGAGCCCCCUGCAUCCCCUGCGUCAGUGGCCGAAAGUGUCAAUAGGAAACGGCGCGUACACUGCGACCGGCAGCGAGUUAAGCCGUGUCCCAUGCUUCCGUGCAAUCGGUGGCCUUGGGGCUGUUGUGUUUCUUCACCGACGGCGAGGCUGCAGAUUGCAUUUGAGGCCGUUGAGUCGAAAGCUGUCUGAGACUGCUGAGAUGCCAAGGGAAGAGUCCCCAAAUCCUGCUGACUUCACAGCAGAUAUAGAAAACAUUGAGUCGCAGAUUCGCAGCCUCGAUCGUAUUCGUGGCCAGGCUGCUGGGACUAGCUUCCCACCAAAAUCCACCAAAAGCGGACUUUCCGCCCUGAAUGAUCUGGAGACACUUGCAGAUUCAACCCAGCUGGCAGAAGGCAGUUUGCUUCUAAAGGGCAACACAGGGACCAAUGCUCUGGUGGCUAGCAUUUUGGAGGAGAGUCAUGAUAAUCCUGAGGCUGAGAACUUGGUCUUGUUGAACCUCUUUGAGGAUUUGCACUGUGACGAGCCUCAGAUAUUGAAGGUGCCCGAAAACAUUGCCCAUCAGUUGGAUCAGAGGACGAGUGAGGAUGAGAAGCUUCUUGCUUUGCCUUUGCCUUGCAACGAUGAGAGUGAGAAUGCUCAGAGUGCACGCGUGCCUGUGGCAGCCGCAAUUUCAGAGAUUUCUCGUAGCGGGGCCUCGCUGGGCAAAAGCGAAGCUUUGUUCCACUCGAACAUCCCUUCCACUACGAUUUCGACUGCUUCCGCACCGAUUUCGAUGCCUUUAGCAGAACUGCUGGAGAUGUGUGACUACUCAUCUGCUCCACUCUUUGGUGAAGGAGGCGUUUCCAUUACUGGAGUGGUCGAUGUGGCCCAACGUGCAACCAAGGGCGACUUUCUGCUGUUGACCUCCAGUGCAGCUGCUCAUGACGGCGUCCUCCUAGAGCAACUUUUUGAGCAGGGGAUGUCUGCCAUUGGUUUGCUGGCCGAGUCUGAUAUGUCCCGAGAAGAAGCUGGUAAACUUUUUUCGCGCUUCUCUGACAAAGGUUUACAGGCAGUAGUUCUUCUGUCUUCUGGACUGCCGUCUCCCGCGCAUCGCUUGGCUGAAGCCUUUUACGCAAGUAGCCGCGCUCGGGCUCCGAUGCAACUAAUUGGGGUGAUCGGUGGCCAAGAGUACGACGUGAGGACCACUGCAUGGCUUCUCUUCAAGCUGCUGGAGUCAGCCAAGGGCCCGGCAAAAACUGGAUUGUUAAGCGACCGCCGCUGCAUGAUCGCGUUUCAGAGCAAAGAUGUUGGAGAUUCACUCACUUGUUGUGCAAUACAGGAGCUCCUAGCAGAGAUGUCGGGCGCAGGAGUCGGAGCUUGCGUCGUUGAAAUUCCGCCGGGUGCCUCUGCUUUCCAAGAAGUCGACUUCGAUGUGCUGGUGGACUUGGGGCAGACACGAGAUGCUCCAGCCGCAGAAGUGCUUCGACAGAGAUGUCUUCAAACUUCAAAGGCAGUAGUAGUGGGUCCGCACGAAUGUGCAGACAGCUUGCGGGCUGGAAGUUCUUUAGCAACCUACAGUGUAGAAGUCUCGUCUUUUGAAGGUGUGAAGACGACGCCGACCAAGGCCCAAAUCGUUGAGAAACUUAAGGAUCUCGGAGUCGACGACAUCCCAGCAGGUGCCAAGAAGGCAGAGCUUGUCAAAAUGUUGGAGGAGCUUCUCCCCUCAGGCGAUGCUGUCGAAACCACUUCCUCGGCACCUCUUUCGCCGGCUUCUUUAAACUGCCUCUGUGGUCGAACCAUGCCCACCCCCUCCAUGAGGCAAUGUCACGUAGAACUCACUGGGUGGGGCCUGGAACUUGGCUUGAAUUUGCCGCUGCUAAAAGACUCCAGCCCAGCAGCUGUGGCUGCUCUUUGUGCUGCUGGUGCGAUCUUGCGGUGUGAUGACCCGCUGACAGAUAUUCAAGGCUUGGCCGCAAGGCUUGAAGCAAUCAACCCGCCUCCAGGAACCUUCGAGAUUUUUUCUUCCGAAGACAUGCAUGAUAGUGCAGUCCUUCUGCAUGAAGCUGCGUCGCCUCUCGAUGUUGAACAAGCGUUGCAGGUCACAAGGUCUUCCAUGGCUCAUGCCCCCAACAUGCAGACUCAGCUGACUGCUGUGUUCGGCUGUGACGGCGAAGUGUCUCGGGGUGACAGGGCCAAGUUUGGCUGGGCCCUUGCAGCGUGCGACAAACUGAUUCUCACUUCCGCCAGUCCUCGAGGGGAGCCGCCCAUGCAGAUUCUUGAAGAUAUCUUGGAAGCGGUGAAGCAACAGAGGAGUUGCCUCGAGCUGGAUUGGAAGGCUCCGCUGGAAGUUCAUGUUGUGGCAGACCGUGCUGACGCCAUAAAGCUCGCCACAUUGCUGAACCGAAAUCAGCCGAAUCUGCAGCUGGCACAGGCAAGCCUUGUGUUUGGAAGCAGCUACGAUGAUGGUUGUGAUGCGGCGGACCAGGAGGGAGCAAUCCGAACAUGGCUUUGCAAUGACCGCAAGAUCAUAGCAGAUUCGUUGCAUCUAGCGGAAGGCUUGAACUCCUCAUCAUUAGAAGACGACCAGAUGCCUUGGGGAAUACGUCGCGACGGUCCAUUGUAUCCAGGAAGGUCUUUGCACUGGUCCUAUGCAGUGGGGGUGUCCGUCGAAGACCAGGUAGUGGAACGGCUUUAG
Symbiodinium sp. CCMP2456 is the source of this 2709-nucleotide messenger RNA. NCBI's taxonomy places the organism in Eukaryota, Dinophyceae, Suessiales, Symbiodiniaceae. The record is from the annotation of a GenBank genome assembly.